Molecule: messenger RNA, 981 nt
Organism: Bubalus bubalis (water buffalo)
Lineage: Eukaryota; Metazoa; Chordata; Mammalia; Artiodactyla; Bovidae
Product: chymotrypsin-like elastase family member 2A
Exons: 8
Coding region: 93-902 (269 amino acids)
Biological process (GO): proteolysis
Molecular function (GO): serine-type endopeptidase activity
Source: RefSeq, a predicted model, not a curated record
AAUUUUCUUAGUAUAUCUCUGUCCGAUAAGCCCACUCAUAAAACCAGGGCCUUAGCCAGGGCCACACAUAUCGGACUCCUUACGGACACACCAUGAUCAGGGCCUUACUGCUGUCUACGUUGGUGGCUGGAGCUCUCAGCUGUGGGGUCCCCACUUACCCACCGCAACUGUCCAGAGUGAUUGGAGGUGAAGAUGCAAGGCCCAACAGCUGGCCCUGGCAGGUCUCCCUGCAGUACAGCUCCAGUGGCCAGUGGCGUCACACCUGCGGAGGGUCUCUGAUAGAACAAAAUUGGGUCCUGACAGCAGCCCACUGCAUCAGCUCCUCCAGAACCUACCGUGUGGUGGUGGGCCGGCAGAGUCUCUCCACCGUUGAGUCUGGCUCACUGACCGUCGCAGUCUCCAAGUCCGUGAUACACGAGAAGUGGAACUCCAACCAGCUCGCCCAAGGGAACGACAUUGCCCUGCUCAAACUGGCCAGCUCUGUCCCCCUGACUGACAAGAUCCAGCUGGGCUGCCUGCCGCCUGCCGGCACCAUCCUGCCCAACAACUACGUCUGCUAUGUCACAGGCUGGGGAAGACUGCAGACCAACGGAGCUCUUCCUGACAUCCUGCAGCAGGGCGAGCUGCUCGUUGUGGACUAUGCCACAUGCUCCCAACCUAGUUGGUGGGGCAGCACUGUGAAGACCAAUAUGAUCUGUGCUGGGGGAGACGGCGUGACCUCCAGCUGCAAUGGGGACUCCGGCGGGCCACUGAACUGCCAGGCAGAUAAUGGCCAGUGGCAGGUGCAUGGCAUAGUCAGCUUCGGGUCCUCCCUCGGCUGCAACUACUACCGCAAGCCCUCCGUCUUCACCCGGGUCUCCAACUACAAUGACUGGAUCAGUUCGGUGAUUGAAAAUAACUAACCACCAGAAGUCCCUGGGACUGUUUCAGACUUGGAAAGGUCACAGGAGAAAAGUAACAAUAAAGUGACAACUACUUGAA